Aspergillus wentii DTO 134E9 is the source of this 831-nucleotide messenger RNA. RefSeq lists its product as uncharacterized. The coding region runs from base 1 to 831 and encodes 276 amino acids. Lineage: Eukaryota; Fungi; Ascomycota; Eurotiomycetes; Eurotiales; Aspergillaceae. The record is from RefSeq and is a predicted model, not a curated record. The transcript has a single exon.
AUGUCAAACGGCCGCUCGACCUCUCCCAUCUCCGUUCCUGCGCCCGCACACCAACGACGGGCCUCUUUGGCUUCGGGGCUUUCCUUUUCGGAUUACUACUCCCGACCAGGAGGGAAUUCAGCUACCCAACCUAGUUCUGUGACUAGCGCGGCUGCCAACGCACAGUCGAACCAGCGACGGCGGCUGUCCAUCACUACCCUGGGACUUUCCGGUUCCCCCACCCAGACGUCUCCCUUUGGAGGCAGGACCUUGCACCGUGGCAGCGUGUCCAGCUCCGUUGGGUCUACCCCUGCAACUAUCGAGGAUUCGGUCGUGGAAGAUCCAGAUGGCGCCCCUUCCAAUGCCACCCCGAAUACACCUUUUGCCCGGCGCAUGUCAUUUGGCGCGCAGGCGCUGCGUGAUGCAAGAAGUGGAAGCUUAAGCAAUGGUAGAUACCCCCCUCCUGGGUCUUCUUCUGGGAUGGGAGGCCGCCGAACCUCAUCGUCGGUCGGCCCUUCCACCCACAGUCCCACUAAAUCUACUUCUGCAAGUACAAAUACAGUCUUCCCCCAAAACGAAAGAUCUAACGUGUCGUGGCGACAAUUAGGCGAAGGCUUCAACUGGUCUGAAGCUCUUCGGUCCCGGGCAGAGCGUGCCCCAUCACUUGGGUCCGUUUCCCCCAAUACACCACAAAGCCAGAAUGCGGCUGGUGCCAGUCAGCAAAGUUACCAUCAACGUGCUGCCUCCAUCGCUUCGAUGGAGCAACCGACUCGGGAAAUGCCCAAGCAGCCCAAGCAGAAUAAGCCUGAUUUCUUCCAGGAGAAGAUCCUGAGAGGAGACUUUAUGGAUUAA